Clavispora lusitaniae ATCC 42720 is the source of this 3417-nucleotide messenger RNA. RefSeq lists its product as uncharacterized. The record is from RefSeq and is a predicted model, not a curated record. NCBI's taxonomy places the organism in Eukaryota, Fungi, Ascomycota, Pichiomycetes, Serinales, Metschnikowiaceae.
AUGUCCUCCUUCAGCCAUUCUGACAUAGUCGGGUACUCGACUCAUUUGGCUCUGAAGCACGUGAAGUUGCCUCUCAAAUACCACCAGGCAGAAGUUUCAAGCGAUUGGGCAGACAAGUUCAGAAACAAUGCCUCUUGCUUUGGCGGUUUCCUCGAUUUGUCUCUCCAAGACGGCAAUUUCUUUUCCUCACUCCAAUAUUCCGUCUCAAACGACCUUAUGACGGUGCAGUUGAGUCCGGUCCUAAAUGACGAAGCCACUUCUUUGGGCGUCCUGUUUGAAAACAUUGUCAUUCAUCUUCCUCAUCCACUCAUUGGCAAGGGCACGGCGACGUUCCAAUUUGUGGCCCAGAACUUGAGCGGAGAGCCAUAUGUUCUCAUUGACUUGAUAGACGUGAACUACUUGUUGAUUACUUUGAAGAUCGAGCUCUCUGACUUUUUGGUGGGCAAUUCAAAUCACAGGUUAUCGUUGGAUACAUUCAAUGACUGGGUAAACAUUUCCGUGCCGUACUCUUUUGAGUUGCGAUCGGCUCCGUUUUUAAUGAAGGGGUUGAACCCAGAGAACCUUGUUGUAUCUAUGAAAGACGGCGGUUUGUUACAUUUCAAGAGAAACUCACCAUUAGCCACUAUAGACAUUUUCAAUUUCAGCGAGGCCGUACCCUUGGUGUCUUUUAACUUUAUGAACGGUCUUCUCAGAUCAUCCAAAGUGGACUCUUUCAAUGACGGAGUCUCUGCAAAUGCUGUUGUUGACAUCAUCCAAACAGGAGCAUCUGAGUUUGCGGCUUUGAGUAUCGAUAAACACAUUAAGCUCUGGAGUCUUAGCUCACACAAACAAGUACACUCUGCAUUGCCAUUGGAUAAGUCUGAUUCUGGAAGCUCUGUUUGGUUGACAAGUGUGCCAGCCAAGUAUUUUCAGAUAUACGAAUACGGAUCUAAACGUAUUCUUGCAGUUUUGCACACCAUAGAGUCAUCACACUCAAAGAGCUCCAACGGAAGCGGCUAUGAGUUCCGUUCAUUUGAUCUUUCGGAAGAAGGACAUCUUUUCAAAAGUGAAUUGCCGUCUUUCACCCCAGACAUUCCACUUAAAGUUGACUCGAACUCCAAUCCAUUCAAGAUCCAGGACUUUCAGUUUGUUUCUGGUGACGAAUUGAGCUGCUUUAUCUUGUGGAAAUCUAACACCUACAGCGUUCUCACAAGACACAAAUUUAGUGACCUCACGGGUGUCGCAACAUCAGUCACACACAGUGUAUCCAACCAAGAGUUCCCUCAUUUGGAGCUCUCCUCGCAUUUUGAUAAAGAAUACUUGAAAGAGCUCAUAUUCGAUUCAGGUUACUACGAUGACGAAAUUGUGAAAACUGCAUUAAACAUAUUCAAGGACAAGUCGGGAGUAACGGUGAAUUUUACCUCUAAUUCGACCUUACGCCACAAUUUCCGGCAAGUCAUUGAUGCAACAAGCCAAAGCGCGGGUAUUUCAGAAAGCUCUUUGUGGUACAAGAUAGCUUUGAUGUGUGAUGAAUUCAGAAAGUUGAGUCAGGAGGCUACGUCCAUCUUGGUGACUCCUGACAUGGUGUUGGUUUCUCAAGCGCAUGGUGUGCGUGUUUUCAGAGAGGCACACUUUUUCGAAUCGUACCUUGAGCCAACCAACAAUUCUGGCCUUUCGAAGCUAUUGAAUGCUGUAUCUACGAAGAUUUCUGUAAACACGCAUAAGCGUUUGGCUCGCGACUUCUCCAGGCUCUCUAACGUUGACGUUGAAUCAGUCUCUAAGGUUGCUUCGGAUCAUCUCAGCGGAAAGAUCGCAGACGAUGAGAUUUCAGCCAUUAUGGACGAGUUGGCCUCAAUCCCGGAUGUUGUGGAUGAAAUCAAACUACUUCUUGGAAAUGAUUUCAGCGCUGAUUUUGUUGUUGAUGAUGUUUCACCUUUUAAAUCUGGUGAAGGUUUUGGAUUGUUUGCAAAAUUGCUCUCUGUUGAUAUUUUCAAGAGCAUAAAGUGUGCACAUGAAAGAAUAUUGCAUGAUCUUCUUAUUUUGUUGUUAUUGUGUGAGAUGAAUGAUGAUAUUUUAGAGUUCUUAAAAACUUUGGUCAGAAGACUUUCAAGGUAUGAAAUAAUUGAGGAAGUGUUCAACAUAUCUUUUGAAGGUUCAGGCGCUGAGAGCAGCAUUGAGACUAGAGGAGUCUCUCACAUCGAAAAUUCUGUGUAUUGGGUUGCUGUGGUGAAAAAAAGUACGGGCCUAAUGCGAUUACUUUCAAAGAAAGAUUACAACAUGGCAUUUGAUUUCUAUUGCGAUUAUGCUGUGGGAACGUGCUAUGAUGAGUACAUUCUUGACGUUGUUUUGGAACUUAUCAACAAGAAUGAAGGUGACUUGGUCUUGAGAAAGUUUAUUCUGAGACUUGAUUCCAUUGCCCCAAUUAAUAGGUUUUUAACCGGUUUGGUGCAUUUCUUAACGAACAGUCCCCAGAAAUUUUUCGACAUUUUUGUGGAUUAUUCGACAUUUGAGGCAGUCAAUAAUAAAGAAACUAGCGUGCGUCUAUUGAAAGGAAUUUCUACAAAUGCAAAGUUGAAGGAUUUCUUAUCAUCGAUAUUUUCUGCUGAAUCCAACGAUUCAGUCUUGAAAUCGAAAUACUAUCAUGCAUUGUCUAAAAUCUGCAGUUCUCAAGCCCAAGAUGCAGAUUUGAAGCUUUCAAAUGAAUCAGAAACUCAGGGCCAAUUCUUGAAAAAGUCUUUGGAGUUUCAGAAGAUGGCAAUCAGUAUCCUCGAGCAAGCUACAUAUCAGGAUGAUUCGCUAACAAGACUCGUUACGCAGUAUUAUCAUGAUUUAUUCAACGAUGCCUUGGAGGUUACGGAGUAUGAAGAAGCAAUAGCAUCUUUGGAUAAACUUGACAAUUUCUUAUCCAGAAACGAAUUCAGGGUGUGUUUUACAAAACUUGUAAGAACGUUGAUUACUCACCAUGAAAUUAAUAGAUUGUUUGGACAGACCAAUGAGCUUUUCACGAGGAAUUAUCUCCUUGUUGAUUCGAUCUUGCUCGAAUUGGCAAAUGAGGAUCUUAUUCUUUCAAAUGCUUUGAAAUGCUAUGAGUUUUUGUAUUCAUGGCGUCUUUUUGGAGGUUCGCAGUCGUCAGAUGUCAAUCAUCUUGGUGAUAAAAGAGGAGCUGUUGAAGCCUUGUACAUUUUCAUCACGAGAUUUCGCAUGGAGCAAGAUAAUUUGGGCUCUGUUUCCGAUGACAUUGAAGACUUUAAGCAAUUCAAAUUGAAGGUGUUGGAACUCUAUAUGAUCAUCCUCAAUUGCUUGAAGACCUUCAAAAAUGAAGAUGAUCAGUGGCUCAUAAAGAGAGACACUUCGAGAGGAGUGGGCUAUGUCAAACUUCGGGAGUUGAAUCUCGAGUAUUUACAAUGGCUCAAAGAGUUGGAGAUGGACCUUUCCUAA